Oryza sativa Japonica Group (Japanese rice) is the source of this 2172-nucleotide messenger RNA. Its product is annotated as chitinase 10-like. Gene Ontology annotation, molecular function: chitinase activity. Gene Ontology annotation, biological process: chitin catabolic process; cell wall macromolecule catabolic process; carbohydrate metabolic process. The record is from RefSeq and is a predicted model, not a curated record. Lineage: Eukaryota; Viridiplantae; Streptophyta; Magnoliopsida; Poales; Poaceae.
UUGUAUAAAUUUUUUAAUUAAGAUGAAUGAUUAAACAUGUGUUAAAAGAUCAACGGUAUUUUCUAUUAAAAAAUAAAGUAAAUAUAAAAUAUGACACAUCCUACUACUACUACAGCGAAAUUGACGGUACGAAGGGAUCAUAUAACUAGAAAUGUAAAAUUGUUCAUCGCCAUUUCUUGCAUUUUCUCCAUCAAUAAUGGCGGGACGACGACGACGCCCAUUCGCUGCUCCGGUCAUCAACUAUCUCCUCCUAGCCCUGUGGCUCGCCGCGUCGUCGUCGUUCGCCGUCGCCGUCGCCGUCGCCGGCCAUGGCCGCGGUCGCCGCAGCCAUGUGUCGUCGAUCGUGACGGAGGAGAUGUACAACAAGUCGCUGUUCAUCCACAAGGACGACGCCGCCUGCCCGGCGAGGAACUUCUACACCUACGCCGCCUUCCUCCGCGCCGCCGACCAGUACCCGAGCUUCGGCGGCGCCGGCGGCCGCGACACGCGCCGGCGGGAGGUCGCCGCCUUCCUCGCGCAGGUCUCCCACGAGACCACCGGCGGCUGGGCCACCGCCCCCGAUGGGCCCUACACCUGGGGCCUCUGCUUCAAGGAGGAGCUCAAGCCGGCGAGCAACUACUGCGACGCCGCCGUCGCCGCGCGGUGGCCGUGCUUCCCCGGCAAGUCGUACCAUGGCCGCGGCCCCAUCCAGCUGUCGUGGAACUUCAACUACGGGCCGGCCGGCGAGGCGGUGGGGUUCGACGGGCUCCGGGAGCCGGAGGUGGUCGCCGGCGACGCCGUGGUGGCGUUCAAGACGGCGCUGUGGUUCUGGAUGACGCCGCGGCCGCCGUCGAAGCCGUACUCGUGCCACGACGUGAUGACGGGGAGGUACCGGCCGUCGAGGGCCGACGCGGCGGCGAACCGGACGGCGGCCGGGUUCGGGCUGACGACGAACAUCAUCAAUGGCGGACUCGAGUGCAACAACCGCACCGGCGGCGAUCCCCGGGUGGAGGACCGGAUCGGAUUCUUCCGGCGAUACUGCGGCGCGCUCGGCGUCGAUGUCGGUGACAACCUCGACUGCGCACACCAGUUGCCCUACUCAUAAUCGCGAUUUGUUCAUUGCUACUAUUACGACAUCCUUUUUUUUUGUUUUACUUCUUGAUGAUGUUUAAUUAGUUUACUUGAUUAUGUUUCUUUCAAUAAUGCAAAUCAAAAGUUCCAAUAAUGAAAAAAUUGGUUAAUAGGAUCGACAAGUUUGCUUGAAAGAAUGUGUUGUAGUGUAUACUUCUCGUCUGUUCUAAAUUACUCUUCAUUCACCGUUCAAAAAAAAUUACUCUUCAUUCUACCUUUGUCUUAUGAAUUUGAUACUCCCUCCGUUCUUACCUACCCCAAGACAAAUAAAGUUUUCUUUACUUCUUGAUGAUGUUUAGUUAGUUUACUUGAUAUUAUGUCUCUUCCAAUAAUUCUAAAUUAAGUUUCAAUAAUGAAAAUGUUGGUUAACAGGGUCGACACAUUAGCUUGAAAGAAUGUGAUGCGCGUGUAUAUACUUUCACUGUUUUAAAUUACUUAUUCGUUCUAACUUUAUUUUAAUUUGUCAAACUCCAUCGAUGACCAUCAAUUUUUAAAAAUCGUACUUCACCUCACGCUCUGUCCAUAGCGUAGUGCGUGGUUUACUGACACGGCAAGGCAAUUGAAUGCAAACAUUUCACUCUCUUCAUAUCAAGAGUGAUUUGGACAACAACAUUUUGCAAACACACGAAAUUCAAUUUAAUCGCAACUUAGCAAGAAUACACAAUAGCCGGUCCGACCCAACAUAAAUUUACCGAAGAAAUUUCAGCUAAAUCAGACACAAGAGACAUCUUGUACCAGUAGUGCAGCUCUGAAAGUCUGAAACUACUGCAUCUGAAGCGUCGGCCCUUUCAAUAAACCUGAAGAAAAGCUAACCUGGGCCGUCAACCUCAACCCCCCGUGAGGAGAAUUUCGGCCCAUCCAAAGAAGGGGCCCACGGGAAGAGAAAAAUAUGGCAGCCCAUAAAAGUCCAUGUAAGCGAGAGGGCCCACUUGAAUUCUGCCUCAAUCACUCUGAAGAUAAUCACGUUCCAACAAACCUGAUAUUAUUUGGCUAUUUUAGUGACGCGAACCAAAUCCCAAAAAGAAAAACAAAAGGUUUUUUCAAUGGAUAAAGGGGAAAAAA